This is a messenger RNA of Stylophora pistillata, 4946 nucleotides long. RefSeq names its product sterol regulatory element-binding protein 1. Gene Ontology annotation, molecular function: protein dimerization activity; DNA-binding transcription factor activity, RNA polymerase II-specific; RNA polymerase II cis-regulatory region sequence-specific DNA binding. The record is from RefSeq and is a predicted model, not a curated record. Gene Ontology annotation, cellular component: nucleus. Lineage: Eukaryota; Metazoa; Cnidaria; Anthozoa; Scleractinia; Pocilloporidae. Gene Ontology annotation, biological process: regulation of transcription by RNA polymerase II.
CAUUGGUGGAAAAAAAUAGCUUGGUGAUGAAGCCAAAAUGGCGGACCCAUCAGACGAUGGAUGGGAGUCACUUUUGAGUGAAACAAUGCCCGAUUUAGGAACGAAUUUUAACGAUGAUAGAGCCAUGAAUCAGCCCAUGAUAGGCGAUUUUGACGAGGGAUUUUUGGAUUUCCUUUGUGGAGCACAACCUGAUGUUGAUCAGGAGCAAAACAGUACAGCACUUUCAUCUGGGGUGAACCCUAAGACUGAUCCUUCACAGCUCAUUCUCUCGCCUCCAAUUACACCUCCAGAGUCAAUGGCUACAGAUGAUGAUUGCUCAUCCUCACUUAACAUUGCAGACUAUCUCUCCAAAUUUACAACACAGCAACAAGAUCAAUCAGCAUUCCCAAUGUUUCAACCUAAGGUUAAGGUAAAGCAGGAGCCAGGAGUUUGUGAUCCAGGUCAGCAUGGUACUCCAAAACAGAAUCAGAACACCACCACCCAGUACCUGCUUAAUUUACUUCAAGGGCAGAAUUCCCAGCCGGCUCCCCCUGCUAUGCACACUAAGAGCUUAGAACAGCUUCUUCAGGAGCCAUCAAUCCUUACACCAACCUCACAGCCUUGUGCUGUUACAGUCCAGCAGCCUAUUUCAACCCAGCAGCCAACAGUUGUUACACAACAGGCACCACAAAUGUCUCAGACAACCCCUCAACUCCUUCAGCUGCUGCUUCAACAACAGCAACAGCAACAACAACAACAACAACAGCAACAACAACAACAGCAACUGCCACAGUUACAACCUAAGCUUCAGCUACCAACUGUCCAGCCACAGGUUUCAACAAGUCAGCCUUCAUCAAGUCAGAACACUCUGCUUCAACAGCUUCUGCAGCAGCUGGGUGUGUUACCCAAACAGAACACAACCAUAGUGCCACAGCAGCAAGUGGUAGUUCCUGAAGAACAGUUGUCUCCUCAACAGCAGGUUCCCUCUCCAGGGUCUAUUUCUUCACUGUCAUCAACACCGGUAUCCCCUGUCCACCCAACUUCUCCAGUGUUACCUGUUCUUUCAAGUGCACAAGUCACAAGUCCACAAACACAGCAGAGUCUUGCUCAACCACAAACUGUCAAGCCAGACUCUGCUUCCACUGUCGUUGGUACUAUUGAACUUAGCCAAUCACAGAUUCAGCCCACACUGUCCCAGGGUCCCAAUGGGGUCUUAACAGCUACCAUUCCCAUUGUCUUGGACCCGAGCAAGAUUCCAAUCAGUCGUCUGACUAAUGCAAAGGGCCAAGUGGGAGUCAAAACAGAAAAGCGAUCAGCGCACAAUUUGAUUGAGAAGCGGUACCGCACCAGUAUCAAUGACAAGAUUGUGGAGUUGAAAGACCUUGUGUGUGGGCCAGAUGCAAAGAUGAACAAGGCUGGUGUGUUAAGGAAGGCCAUAGAGGUAAUAAUGAAGCUUCAAAAUGAAAAUGCACGCCUCAAACAAGAAAAUAUGAGUUUGAAAAUGGCACAGCAAAAGAGAGAAACCAUCACUGAGCUUGUCCGAAAGCAAAAGGAACAUCAGAUAAAGAAAGAUGUCAGUAGUUGUGGAAUGAUAGAAGACUGCACUAUGAUGGAGACAGAAGCUGUAAAAAGGGAAGAAUCCAACAAGGUGGAAGACGUUGCCAAAGCUAACAAUGUGAUACAAAGUCCUCUUACACCACCCACACCAGAUCCAUUGACAAAAGACAAGACUCACAUCAAAGUAGAAGCCUUACCUGUCAGUAGUUGUGGAAUGAUGGAUCGCACCCGCGUGGCAUUGUUUGCUUUUAUGUUUACCUUUUUGUUUAUCAACCCUUUGAGUUACAUUGUGCCUCAGCUUGAUAAAGGUAUGUUUUUCUCCAAUCCUGUGGAAAAUAAAAGACCCCAGGCUUCUGGAAGGACAUUGAAUUCUUAUGGAGAUAGUGGUGCUGUACAGCAGGAAAACAGCCUUUGGAAUUCUGCCCUGACUGUGCUUAACUGGUCUUUGCAUGUAUUUGUGGCCUUAGCAGUAUUGGUGCGUAUCUUUGUGUUUGGGGAGCCUGUGACACGACCCCACUCUGACAAUGCAGUCCUGUUCUGGAGACACAGAAACCAAGCUGAUGAAGACUUAAAUAAGGGUGAUACUAUAUCAGCAGCGCGUCACCUUGAAAUUUGCCUGAGGGCACUGAAACGUCCCCUUCCUGUUUCAAAGCUUGAUGUGGCCUGUGGUCUGGUUUGGCAAUUGAUGCGCCAUGUUCUGCAGAGGCUAUGGAUUGGAGCAUGGCUUGCAUCUGCUGCUGGAGGAAUAAAUAUACGUGGACGAAGCACUGAUACCAAGGAUUAUGCCAAAAUAUCUGCAAAAGAUGCAGCUUUGGUUUACCAUAAGUUACAUCAGUUGAGCCUUACAGGUCAUGUCUCUGUGAAUGGCUGGCGUUCUUCCUUUCUUGGCUUGGCAGCUGUGAACCUUGCAGAGUCUGCAGACAAACUGAUGAGCAUUGACAUCUUAGCUGAAAUCUAUGUAUCAGCUGCAAUACAGAUAAGAACUUCAUUCCCUGAUGGACUUCACUUUACUGCUAGGUAUUUCCUUGGCCGUGCACAAACAUCUUAUGCAUCUCGUGGAACAACAGUUCCAGCUUCACUGCAAUGGCUCUUCCGUCCUAAGGGACACCGCUUCUUUGUCAGCAGUCGGUGGUCUUGCCAGGGAGGUGAUAGCAUGUGGGCCAGCAUCAGUGACAAAACCAACCCAGUUGCUCAUGUAAGUCAAGCAUUCCGGGAGUAUCUCCUCCGCUAUGCACUCUCGUCUAUUGUAUUACCAAGUGCAACGGAUGAAGAUACUACUGGGGAUAAAAGUGUUCGGGAUGCUCUUAGGUACCUGCACAUGCUGAAUGAGUGUGCAUCUACCAGUGAAAAGCCUGUAAACAUGGCAUCAGCAGUCGGUGACGAUGAGGUUGCCAAAUGGUGGGUAGCAGUGGGAAUGGUGGCAGUUCAUUGGCUGCAAGGUGAAGAUGAGUCUGCUGAGAGGUUUUACAGUACAAUUGAGAGUGUUCCUAAGAGCUUGUGGAAUGCAGAAGAUCCUGUGGCAAACUCAAGAGACCCAUUAGCAAAAGCUAUCCUUAGAGCGUACUUAGCAAAGAAACAGAUUUUGAGUGGAGACACACAGCCCAGCUCUCUUGAAGAUUGUGUGCAGUUCUGCAAGAAGUCAGGUCUUCAUCUGCAGGAGAGCAUUAAUCUGACAUCUUCCCUUUACCAGUCCAGCACUAGCCGCCUACACCAGCUUGCACAACUUCUGUGCUGUGAUUGGUUGCUGGGUACUCGAAAGGACAUCUGGGAAUUUUCACAGAAGCCGCACUUCACUGCCACUGUACCAACUGAUCCGGUUGAAUUGCGUUCGUUUCAGAAUGAUCUGGAGAGUUUGCAGAAACUCACUCACAACCUUCCUGCUGCUCUGCCAAGGCUUUAUUUAUACGAGGCUGUGGCUCGACUAAUGGCAGGCGCCAACCCCACUGAGACUCACCAUCUCUUACAGAGGAGCACGCUGAGGCAGCGAGUGGUCACUACAUGUCACCACAAAGGACAACAGCCUGAAGACGAAGGAGACGAGGAAGAGACAACAUGUGUAACAGGUGAGCGGGAGAAGGCAGCAGCCCUUAUGAUGGCCUGUCGACAUCUUCCUCUGCCAUUCUUAUCUGGUCCGUGUCAGCGUAAGAAGAUGCUUGUCGAAGCUGCCACUUCUCUGGAGAAAAUCGGAGAUAAGCGAACUCUGCAGGAAUGUCAGCAACUUCUACUCCAGCUGAACUCGGUUUCAGCUGUUGAAUGACGGAAAAUUUUAAUUGACAUCGUUACUGUUACAUAUAUGUCGUUGUUCUUGCUUCAAACUCUUUCGUAGGUCCCAGCAUUCUUUAGAAAUAUUUCCCCUCCAUUCAUAGCGCUCACCACAUAUUCAAGUGUGAAAUUCGUAGGACGACUAGGUGUCUCAAAGUCCGAUUAUUGGUUACUGAGGAAGCGAGAGGCACAAGCUUAUGUAACAGACACGAAGCGUGUCUCUGGUAAUCUACAUCAUGUCAUAGCAGAUCAUAUUGCUUACAAUAAUUACAGGCUUUGCCAUAAGUAACUAAACUUUAUUAAUGAAAGUAAACGCUAAACCAAGACAGUUAAAACGUCGAAAAACCCAUUAAAUUAACAGAAAAAAAUAGAGAAGAGAAGUGGUAUAUUUAUGACAAGUAUGUAUGUGCAUUAAAUAUUUUAUUUUAUACUCAAGGAUAGACUUUCGUAACUUAUUUGUUACUGGUUUUUUUUUUAGUGAAACAACUUAAGUGGAAUCAAGAAUCACUGUUUACGCCUAAAGGUGAUUUUAUUCCAGUUAUUUCCCUCGAACCAAUUGUUGAAUGCGUAGUAUUAGUGAUGCCAAUGAUUGCGUCUUCUGAUCCGACAAGUAUUAGUUGAGAUAAUAAUAGUAAAGGAAACCUGUGUGUUUGUUGUAUUUUGCUGGACUCCUCCGGCCGCUGGAGACAGUAUCCAAGACAAGUCACAAAUUUGAUCUUAACGUGUUUAAUAAUCGCAAGAUUCACAAGGUCUUCGCACAAUCACGGUCAAUCUAACUAUCUUGUUCAAUAGAUUCGAAUUAACAACUUAGAAGGGUGGGCAGACUCUUGAUAAUAAGCACGUUCUCCGUUGUCACGGGUUACAUAAUUACGUAAUAUGUGCCCCAGUCCCCGAUAGUAUUUUAAUACUGUCGAGCACAUUGUUAAAACAAUGUUCUAAAAUUAACUAAUUUGGAAAAAAGAAGAAAAACCGGUAAGAUAACACGAUAAGGUAACUGUAGACGCGUAGUAUUAGUUUUUCAAUAUGCGCGUAAAAUUAAUGUAUGCCUUGUGUGAUUCAUGGUUGAUGUUUUGCUGUUGAGUGUAUGCUAAAUAAAGUUAUUAAUGUACGGUUUCAAAAGUGACCUCUUGAGGUCAAACGUACCGAAA